GCAUACCAUAGCCAAAAUGAAGGGUUGACUCGACCUCGUUCCAACAAGUCUUCUUCGAAACCCUCCCGGCCGCUAACGGCGGCUCAUAUUCUUCCUUCUCCUUUUACACACUCAUCAGUCCAGUCAAUACUUUCUCUCUCUACAUGUCUUCACUCUUCUUCUUCUCCCUCAUCUAGACCCUAGACCAACCCCAAUUUCCCCUCUCUCUCUAUAUAUAUCUGAAUAUAUACACUUUCUCUCUGCAUUUACAUCUACCGAGAAUCAUGUCUAAUCAAACAUUUCAGGCCGUACUCGGAGCCACCGGUGGCUGCUUCGUAGUCUUCUUGAUCCUCGCCAUAAUCUGGGCCAUCUGCAAAGGAACCAAACGUCGAGCCCCACAGACCCGAGCCCGAACGGUCCCCAAUUCGGACCUCUCCUCCGUCGCCGUCGUGGAGAGCGCCUCCUUAGACCCGUCUCUUAACCGGAUUUCCAUGCUGGAGCUCGUCGAAGCCACGCAAAACUUCUCCCCCGAUCUCAUCAUAGGCGACGGCAGCUUUGGCGUCGUCUACAAGGCCCGCCUCUACAGCGGACUCACCGUCGCCGUCAAGAAGCUAUCUCCUGAUGCCUUCCAAGGGUUCCGCGAAUUCAGGGCUGAAAUGGAAAUCCUAGGUAAGCUCCAACACAGGAACAUCGUCAAGAUUCUUGGGUAUUACGACAUCGGCUCGGACCGGGUCCUGAUUUACGAGUUCGUCGAGAAGGGAAGUCUCGACGAAUGGCUGAACGACACGUCGUCCUCGGAAAUUGGCUCGUCGGCAGUCAGGUUGCCGUUAUCUUGGGAAAUUAGACUUAAAAUCAUUAGAGGAGUAGCUGUUGGUCUAUUGUAUAUGCAUAAUUUAGACACACCUAUCAUUCACAGGGACAUUAAGGCUAGUAAUGUGUUGUUAGAUUCAGAAUUCGAGGCCCAUAUUGCAGAUUUCGGGUUAGCUCGCCGGAUUGAAGGGUCCCAUGCGCACGUGUCUACGCAGGUGGCCGGGACGAUGGGCUAUAUGCCGCCGGAGUACAUACAAGGGGCCACGGCGGCGACGGUGAGCGGCGAUAUAUAUAGUUUUGGUAUAUUGAUGUUGGAAGUUGCUACAGGGAAAAGACCCAACUUGCCAUUUAAGGAGGACGAUGGGAAGGUGAUUAGGUUGGUUGAAUGGACUAGGAAAAUGGUGGAGCAGAAUAGGCAGAUGGAAAUGGUUGAUGCAAACAUUUCAAGAGAUGGGCUAAGAGAGGAUGAGGUUGUGGAAUUCUUUAGGAUUGCUACUUUGUGCUCUAGCGAGUCCAGUAAGGACAGGCCUCCCAUGAAAGAGGUUGUUGAAUUGUUGAAUCAAAUUCCAACUUGAAAUUGCAUCGCAAUGCUCUCUGCCUAUGUGGUUUUUGAUUGAUCUUUGCUGCUUAGUUUGUUGAUUGUUUUUCACAAUUGCGCAAAGCAACGGAGGGAAACAACUUUUGCAAUGUUCACUUUCUUCAUGGUCUUGAUCAACCGAGGUCAUGAAAGGGAUGUAAAUAGCUUAUGAAGGCAAUUGACAGAGGUAAAUUGCUUACUUAGGAUUGUUUAUAGGUUUGUGAUGGUAUUACUUAAUUCUCUUUAGGUUUUUGAAGGGUGGAUUGUUUAUCAUUGUUGUCUCAUUAUCAUAUUCAACAAUAUUCAAGUGGUACUUGAGUUUCUCCCAUGACAAAUGAUAUACAAGAUAUAUUUUUCCACCAAUACGAACAUGAUAUCAUGAUUUUAAUAGUGUUUGGCUCCGUUCAUUUGCAGUACAAUAGGCAAAACUUUUAAUUCAUUGGCAUUAUGA
Molecule: messenger RNA, 1817 nt
Organism: Cornus florida
Lineage: Eukaryota; Viridiplantae; Streptophyta; Magnoliopsida; Cornales; Cornaceae
Product: leucine-rich repeat receptor protein kinase EMS1-like
Exons: 1
Coding region: 264-1364 (366 amino acids)
Biological process (GO): protein phosphorylation
Molecular function (GO): protein kinase activity; ATP binding
Source: RefSeq, a predicted model, not a curated record